CUAACGGUGUGGUUUAUUUACAUUCAGGAGUUCUUGCUAGCUUCUCUCGGUGACAGUUACCGGUGACGAGACUUGUCUUGAGCUUUACCUGAUGGUGUUUAUAAUUAAGCUCUGCAUUUAGGGCUUUUAUUACACACUCUUCUCUCGGUCUGACAGUUUCCUGGCCCUGGCUUGAAAUAGCCAGGACCGGGGCUGGCUAACGGAACUAGCCAGCUAGCUACAAAGCUAGUCAGUGUUAAAGGUUUCUGUUUUGUUUUUCUAAAAACGUAUACAAUUUAGAGUGUUAGAUAUGGCAGUGGUCAACGAAGGAGCGCUUAAAAAGAUGUUGAAGCAAUACAAAUAUCGUGACCUGACGGUUCGUGAGAUCACAAAUGUUAUGCUGCAGUACAAAGAUUUAAAACCUCUGAUGGAUGCUUAUGUUUUUAAUGAUGGAUCAACAAGGGAUCUAAUGAGUUUAACUGGGACAGUGCCAGUGAGCUACCGAGGAAAUGUGUACAAUAUUCCUGUGUGUCUAUGGCUGUUGGACACAUACCCCUACAACCCACCUAUUUGUUUUGUAAAACCAACAAGCGCAAUGAUGAUCAAGACUGGGAAACAUAUCGAUGCUAACGGAAAGAUCUACCUACCCUAUCUGCACGAGUGGAAGCAUCCUCAGUCUGACCUGUAUGGCCUGAUCCAAGUGAUGAUUGUUGUUUUUGGAGAGGAGCCUCCAGUAUUCUCUCGGCCUACGUCUCAGCCAGCUUACCAGGCGUUCCAGGCCACAGGACCCCCAAAUCAGUCAUAUAUGCCUGGCAUGCCUGCCUAUGGCCCAAACCCGAAUCCAUGUGGCUACCCAGGUUAUUCUUACCCUGGAGGGAGUGCGUAUCCUUCAACGGGGGGUCCUACACACUACCAGUCCCAGCCUCCAGUCACCGCAGUGGGUCCGAGUCGAGACGCCACCAUUGGGGAGGACACUAUCCGUGCCUCUCUCAUCUCGGCAGUGAGCGAUAAACUGCGCUGGAGGAUGAAGGAGGAGAUGGAUCGGGCUCAGGCAGAGCUGGAUGCACUUAAGCGCACUGAAGAGGAUCUGAAAAAGGGCCAUCAGAAGCUGGAGGAGAUGGUGUCCAGGCUCGACCAGGAAGUGGCUGAGGUGGACAGGAAUAUUGAGCUUUUAAAGAAGAAAGAUGAGGAGCUGACCGAGGCUCUGGAGAAAAUGGAGAAUCAGUCCGAAAACAACGAUAUCGAUGACGUCAUUGUUCCCACAGCACCACUCUACAAGCAAAUCCUGAAUCUGUAUUCAGAGGAGAACGCAAUCGAAGACACCAUCUUCUACCUCGGCGAGGCAUUGCGCCGAGGCGUCAUUGAUCUAGAGGUCUUUCUCAAGCAUGUCCGCCUGCUCUCCAGGAAACAGUUCCAGCUGCGAGCGCUUAUGCAAAAAGCUCGGAAGACUGCUGGACUCAGUGACCUCUACUGAGCCCACUGCCAUCAGAACUCAAGAUAUGUCUGUAUUCUGUUUCUUAAACAUUUGUGUAUCCCCCCAUCCCAAUUUCCAAAACACUGGAUGAUCUCUGUUAUACCCCCACGCUGUUGAAUCCUCAAACAUGAUGGGUCAGUAGGUGUUUAUCAUUUUCCUGUAACAGCAGCUAUGACAGUAGACCGAGCCACAAAGCAAAUCACAAGUUUAUAUUAAUGCACUCAUUCUAAUAUGCUACCACUAAUAAAGGUGCACAUUUUCAGGAACCUAUUAGUUGAGGUCAAUGUCAACUAAGUGUAUCAAGUGCUCCACAUAAUCUAAAGCUAGAAAUAUAGAUGUUAUUUAAUAUUUAUGGAAGGAGUCACGGGUGUCAACACUUUGUAACAGUACAACAGGAGAAUGUAAAGGACCGAGGCCUAUUUGUUGUGGCGACAAAUUAACUUCAUGAGGUACUGACUGUUUAUAGCUGCUAUAGCACAAGGUUAAACAGCAACCUGUUCCAAUAAUAUUAAUUGUAACCACUCAGAUAAAUGACUUUUAUAAUGAAUAAUAUAAUUGCAAACUAAUGUGAUCUAAGAAAUAAACGCUUUCUUGCAAUACGCUGUGAUAGGAAAAGAAUCUAUUUCACGUCAGGCCCAGCCGCACCAUCCUGUAAUUCAUUUUCCUUAUAAGUAUUUUACUCAUUUUUUCUCAUAAAAAGGUUAAAUUCAGUAAUUAGGACAGAAACAUGGUAACUGUCUCAUAGACUAAAGACUAGAGGUGGGGAUUUUUCUCUUUUGAUGCACAUGAGAAAGGAAAAUCAAAGUUAUGCACAUUUUCUGUAUCUAAAGCUUCCUUUUAUUUCCUUUUGUGCUCUUGGAUUUUGGAUUUUUUACGCUUUACGUAGCAUAUAGUAGGUCCUUUAUCAUUUUAAUAACAAAAUCCGUUUGCUCAGAUUUAUCGUUUUUGUGUUUUACCAAUAAACGGUCAGUCCAACAUGUAGCCCAGUCAGUUGGUGCUGAUGUCUUUCACACUCCUUUUUAAUUUCAUUGAGCCAAGCGUGAUCGCUUUUCAAGAUGGACAGGAAGUUUAGUGUAACCAUUCUCAGUGGUACAUUUAUCACUCAUGUAGCUGUUUAAAAUGAAACAUUUCAAAGGUUAAAAACACCAUUAACUGUCUAAUUUGUGAUUGUGUGAAUAUAUGUACGUGAAAGCGAUUGUAUGUCUGUGACAGAAUGUCUGUGUGAAAGAAUUAGCUUUAGGAUGAGAGCUAAUUUCAUAUUCCUUCAUAUAGGUUCCAAAUGAGUGAAUAAGAAAAGGUCAAUAGUUCAAAGGUCAGCUAGGUUUAAUUUAUAUGUAUUUUGUUUCUUAAAAAUUUUGAUUUUCUUAAUAGAAAGUGGUCUUUUAUUAUAGAGAAUCCAUUUGUGUUUCCUUUUUUGUUUUCAGAUCUGUAAUCUUUAAUAAUAAACAAUUCAAUAAAGGAAAGGAUCAUUUGGCA
Messenger RNA from Silurus meridionalis, 2929 nucleotides. It is a transcript of the gene tsg101a, whose product is annotated as tumor susceptibility 101a. Lineage: Eukaryota; Metazoa; Chordata; Actinopteri; Siluriformes; Siluridae. Bases 290 to 1453 code for a protein of 387 amino acids. Gene Ontology annotation, cellular component: ESCRT I complex. The transcript has 10 exons. Gene Ontology annotation, molecular function: ubiquitin binding. The record is from RefSeq and is a predicted model, not a curated record. Gene Ontology annotation, biological process: protein transport; protein modification process; endosome to lysosome transport.